Messenger RNA from Endocarpon pusillum Z07020, 561 nucleotides. RefSeq lists its product as uncharacterized. Bases 1 to 561 code for a protein of 186 amino acids. The record is from RefSeq and is a predicted model, not a curated record. NCBI's taxonomy places the organism in Eukaryota, Fungi, Ascomycota, Eurotiomycetes, Verrucariales, Verrucariaceae. The transcript has a single exon.
AUGCAUUUCGCCAGACUUCUCGCAGCGGCCUCCGCCACUCUCAUCCUGCCAACCAUCAUUGCAACACCUGUCUUGUCCCCAAUUGCUUCCGUCGGACUUGCUCGUCGGGGCGAGGUGCUUGCACGAGAGAACGCUGCUCAUGACCUGUAUCUGAAGGAUGAUGACGAUCACAAAAUCUGGGCUGAACUUGAAAAGGUCUUUAGCGUCAUUGAAGAAAUCCCUGACGAGGUCUUGGAGAAAGGCGACGACGAAACCGACAAAUGGUUGGUUGAGCAUGGCUACCGUGCCCAGCAUGAUAAAAGAGACCUGGAGGACCGUGACUUCUUCGAUGUAGCCAAGUGUGUGGCUGCUAUCACAGCAUUCAUUGGAUCUAACGCUAUCGCUGCCGCGAAAAUUCUUCGAAUCAAGAAGUACAUCGACAGCCUCGGCGGUAUCAGGAAGUCGGCGGAAUUGUUGUUGAAGGCGAGCAAUGCUGAGGAACGUCUGAAGUAUGGUGGUGAGACCUUAGCACUGUUGGCAGGAGAGAUCUUGGGUACUGCCAUCAUUGCGAACAACUGUUAA